UCUCUAUCCUGCUCUGUUUCCUUCAAAAAGAAUCGGGGAGCAUGGCAAACCUCAGAGUCUCCUACUUGCUCUUGCUUCUCUCAAUUUUAGCCUUUUCAGAUGGAGGUUCAAUUGGAAUAAACUAUGGCCGAGUUGCUAACAACCUGCCACCUCCAUCGAAAGUGGUGGAGCUUCUGAAAUCACAGGGAUUCGACCGAGUUAAGCUGUACGACACCGACUCGGAAGUCCUCACUGCGCUAGCCAACUCGGGUAUAAGUGUCACCGUUGCACUCCCCAACGGGCUCCUCUCCUCCACCGCUGCGGACCAAUCGUUCGCUGACAAUUGGGUCCAAACCAACAUCUCUCAGUUCUAUCCUGCUACCAAAAUCGAAGCCAUUUGCGUCGGAAAUGAGGUAUUCGUUGACCCCAAUAACACGACCAAGUUUCUCAUACCCGCCAUGAAGAACAUCCAUGCCUCGCUUGCCAAGUACAGCCUUGAUUCUGCUAUCAAAAUCUCGUCCCCUGUAGCUCUCAGCGCCCUUCAAUCUUCAUACCCAUCCUCAUCCGGAUCUUUCAAGUCCGAGCUAGUCGAACCCGUCAUGAAGCCCAUGUUGGACCUUCUGCGUCAAACCGGGUCGUACUUCAUGGUCAACGUGUACCCAUUUUUCGCAUACACCGCAGACUCGAACGAUAUCUCCUUAGACUACACUUUGUUUAAGCAAAACCCGGGUGUGGUGGAUUCCGGUAACGGGUUACGUUACAACAGCCUGUUCGAUGCCCAAGUCGACGCCGUUUUCGCUGCCCUGUCCGCUGUAAAGUACGAUGACGUGAAGAUAGUAGUCACUGAGACUGGGUGGCCCUCACUGGGUGAUACGAACGAGAUUGGUGCAAGCAAAGACAAUGCGGCGUCGUAUAAUGGUAAUUUGGUACGUAGGGUCCUCACCGGCGGUGGGACCCCCCUACGACCACAGGAUCAACUCGACGUUUUUCUCUUCGCCUUGUUCAACGAGAAUGAAAAAACGGGUCCCACAUCGGAGAGGAACCUUGGCCUAUUUUACCCCAGUGAGCAGAAGGUAUACGACGUACCCCUGACACAAGCGGAGCUCGACGGUAGGCAGUCAACUCUCGUCAACGGGAGCAAGUGCCAGCAGGUUCCACCGACCGGUGAUGUAACGGAGACGUCUGUGGGCUCGGGUACAAGGGUUUCUAUAAAGAUUCUUGUCUUCUUGGGUCCCCCUUCGAUUCUGAUCACCUGUUUUCUAGGGGGUCGUUUGUAUUUUCAAGUUAGGAGUUGAGAAUAGUAUAAUAAAAAUUAAAUUAUUAUUA
Messenger RNA from Juglans regia (Persian walnut), 1305 nucleotides. RefSeq names its product glucan endo-1,3-beta-glucosidase 14-like. The transcript has 2 exons. Bases 42 to 1274 code for a protein of 410 amino acids. Lineage: Eukaryota; Viridiplantae; Streptophyta; Magnoliopsida; Fagales; Juglandaceae. Gene Ontology annotation, cellular component: plasma membrane. Gene Ontology annotation, biological process: carbohydrate metabolic process. The record is from RefSeq and is a predicted model, not a curated record. Gene Ontology annotation, molecular function: hydrolase activity, hydrolyzing O-glycosyl compounds.